AUGAAAUGGACUGGAUGUAUCGUGGCGGUGUACUGCUGUGUGCUUUUUGCAGGCUCGGUCGACGGUGGCAUUUUGCGAUGGUGGAACGGUUGGUGGAAAUUCCACCGUCACCCGUUCGUCGGCUCUAGCCUCAUCUUUGAAGACUGCGGCACCAAGUACGAUGUCAUAUCUAUUAAUCUGUCGAGUUGUGCAACCGCACCGUGUACGAUGCAUCGUGGCGCAAACGUAACCGUGAAGGCUGAAUUCACUUCCAACGGUGCAUCGACGGACAGUGUGCUUAGGCAUGAAGCGUACUUCAUACUGAACAACGUUAAGACGAAAGCCGUUAUCACACCCACCACCUGCGAGGGCACCGUCUGUCCGCUCCAGGGCACGCAAGGACUACUGUUCUCAGCGAACAUCUACGUCAAUGCGGAUCUCCCACCGAUUAACGGAAAGCUUCGCUGGGAGUUGAAAAAUAAAUCGGGUGAAUUGCUGCUCUGCUAUCAGCUACCAGUAUGUAUCCAGUGA
Messenger RNA from Anopheles marshallii, 510 nucleotides. RefSeq names its product NPC intracellular cholesterol transporter 2 (gene Npc2f). Gene Ontology annotation, biological process: intracellular cholesterol transport. The transcript has 4 exons. Bases 1 to 510 code for a protein of 169 amino acids. Gene Ontology annotation, molecular function: sterol binding. Lineage: Eukaryota; Metazoa; Arthropoda; Insecta; Diptera; Culicidae. The record is from RefSeq and is a predicted model, not a curated record.